ACGGGCAAAGCAUUCCGAGAAAAACACGUCGGAUGAUCGCGUAGGCGUAUCAAAUACACCCCUUUGUCGCUUUUUUGUGGACAUCGUGGAAAAAAAUAACAAAUGAUAACUUCGAUCAUCUGCCUGCUUUUAACGGCGUUGUCUGUCAUAAUUCGUGAUUUUGGUCUGGGGAAAGGAGCAAGAAAUUACGUGGCAAAUCAGAGGUAGACUUUGAUGGAGUUGUGGGCACUUUUAAACGCACACUUUCGCGCCUGAAGGGGAAAGAAAAGACCACUGUUGCAAGUUGUCGGGGAGCGACACCAUGUUCGAUUGUAUGGAUGUUCUAGCCGUGAGUCCGGGACAAAUGCUGGAUUUUUACACUUCGAGUCCCUCUUCAUGCAUGCUACAGGAGAAGGCGCUGAAAGCAUGCUUCGGCGGACUCGCACAUAAAGACUGGCAGCAUCGGCGCAGCGCACACUCCAUCGAGACCCAGAGCAGCAGUUCGGAGGAGCUGGUGCCCAGCCCUCCAUCACCGCUGCCCCCGCCGCGCGUCUACAAGCCCUGCUUCGUGUGCCAGGACAAGUCGUCGGGGUACCACUACGGUGUCAGUGCCUGCGAGGGCUGCAAGGGGUUCUUCCGCAGGAGUAUCCAGAAGAACAUGGUUUAUACGUGUCACCGAGACAAGAACUGCAUCAUCAACAAGGUUACGAGGAACCGUUGCCAGUACUGCAGACUACAGAAGUGCUUUGCCGUUGGAAUGUCCAAGGAGUCGGUACGCAAUGAUCGCAACAAGAAGAAAAAGGAGAAUCCGAAGCCAGAGCUGGCAGAGAGCUACGAGCUCACGGCGGAGCUGGAGACCAUCAUCGAGAAAAUCCGACGAGCCCACCAGGAGACGUUCCCCUCCCUCUGCCAGCUGGGCAAGUACACCACGAACUCCAGUGCUGAUCACCGUGUGCGUCUGGAUCUGGGUCUAUGGGAUAAGUUCAGUGAACUGGCCACCAAGUGCAUUAUCAAAAUCGUGGAGUUUGCCAAACGAGUGCCUGGCUUCACUGGACUUACCAUCGCUGACCAGAUCACUCUACUCAAAGCUGCCUGCCUGGACAUACUGAUCCUACGCAUCUGUACGCGUUAUACUCCAGACCAGGACACCAUGACCUUCUCGGACGGGCUGACCCUGAAUCGCACACAGAUGCACAACGCUGGCUUUGGGCCGCUCACAGACCUGGUGUUCACCUUCGCCAACCAACUCCUGCCCAUUGAGAUGGACGACACAGAGACAGGCCUGCUCUCUGCCAUCUGCCUCAUCUCCGGAGACCGCCAGGACCUGGAAGAGCCCUCAAAGGUGGACCAGCUGCAGGAGCCCCUGCUCGAGGCGCUGAAGAUCUAUGUGAGGAAGCGCAGGCCCAGCAAGCCCCACAUGUUCCCUAAGACCCUCAUGAAGAUCACGGACCUCCGCAGCAUCAGUGCCAAAGGAGCAGAGCGUGUCAUCUCUCUGAAGAUGGAGAUCCCCGGCUCCAUGCCACCCCUCAUCCAGGAGAUGCUUGAGAACUCCGAGGGCCAGGACGGACAGAGUUCGGCAGAGGGGAACAGUCCAGACAAAACCCACAGCUCCGCCGAUGACAAAGCCCCCGCCUCAGCCACAGCUGGUGCCCCCUCGCCCUCCCCAGAGCCCACGGACGGCUCGGCGGCCGGCUCUUCCUCGGGCGAGGAGGCCUAGAAGCAGAGCACCUAGAACCUCAGAUCUAGAGCUUGGCCUCAGACCCUCCUUUGCACAGUACAGGUGGAUCGUCAGCGCCUCUCUCUCUGGUUCAGAUGAUAUUUUGGGUUUUUUCUUUUGUUCCACCUAUCUUCAUUUACAAUGAAAAAAAAUCACGGCCGCAAGGACCGACACUUCGUGUAAAAAGACGAAAGAGAAAAAAUUGAGCCCUUACUGGCACUGCUGGACUCGCCCACACAUAGCCUGCAGCACAUGAGUGUGUGUGUGUGUGUGUGCGCACGUGUGUGUGUGUGUCCUGGAAACCCACCUGUAACAAAGAGGUGAAACUCCUCAGGUCUCCUGUGUAUAUAUCAACCUGCAUGACAGGCUCGGAGUUUGAUUAAGUGGUUUCUGCGCUCUCUCUCCCUUUCUUCCUUUCUCUCAACCCCUUCUCUCUCUCUGUUCUCUCUCUCUUUGCCGUUCAAUGGCGUACAUUGUACAUAUCAUCAUACGAUUAGACCUCCGUAUAAAUUUUGUGGUGCUUUUUUCAUUGUCUUAAAUACUGUCACUUGAGGCGACUAUGUUUAAAGAAGCGCGGAGGAAUUCUGUACACCAGGGCGAGAAUGUUACUUCGUUGGCGACUGCAUUUUACACGUCAGUGCACAACUUUCGGGGACCCUAUUCUGCCCUAUUCAGUCUGGCUGCUUUCCCUCUAGUGGAAAGAAAGUCCUCAUGCGCAUCUUUAAAAAUGGGAAGUGGGGGGCGUUCAUAAUAAGAGUCCUUUAAAAUAUAGAAUGUUCUUGCAUAUAGACAAUACGGUCUAAUCUUUUAUAUAUUGUUCAUAUUUAAUGCGGUUCUGUUUCUUGCAUUUUUAAAGGAAGCUCUACGUGUAGGUGUCUAGAUGAGGAAGGUCUACACAAACACACCUUGAUUGUGUGGACUGUUUACCAUUUCCUUUCCCAGGUAACGUCGGGAGUCUAUAGGAACAGGCCAUAGACAACCAUUUACUGUUCAAACCUAAACAUGAAUACGAAAUUACAGAAAAUGGAUUCUGAAUGAUAAAACAAAGACUUUAACAUUUAGUAUACAUAGUCUCCUUGUGUUUGACUAAAAAUGCACUUACUUUAAAAAAAAAGAACAAGUACAUACAACUCCAUUGUCUACUUUAAAUGUGGGAAUGACCUUGAUCCAGUAAAUGUGUGCCUAUCGCCAAGCGCCACUGCGAUGACAGCAGCCGGAGCGCCCAAAACGCACAUCGAUUCUGGGUCAUGUGACCAGAAUCACAGUCAUGUGUAGGUGUCUUUUCUGUUAUUGUGGUUAUUGUUAUUUUGGCAGUAAACCUUGGGGCAAUACAGUCUACUCCAUCA
Molecule: messenger RNA, 3042 nt
Organism: Electrophorus electricus (electric eel)
Lineage: Eukaryota; Metazoa; Chordata; Actinopteri; Gymnotiformes; Gymnotidae
Product: retinoic acid receptor beta
Biological process (GO): cellular response to corticotropin-releasing hormone stimulus; retinoic acid receptor signaling pathway; regulation of transcription by RNA polymerase II
Cellular component (GO): transcription regulator complex; nucleus
Molecular function (GO): zinc ion binding; nuclear receptor activity; nuclear glucocorticoid receptor binding
Source: RefSeq, a predicted model, not a curated record